Cannabis sativa is the source of this 1203-nucleotide messenger RNA. RefSeq lists its product as uncharacterized. The coding region runs from base 1 to 1203 and encodes 400 amino acids. The transcript is spliced from 3 exons. Lineage: Eukaryota; Viridiplantae; Streptophyta; Magnoliopsida; Rosales; Cannabaceae. The record is from RefSeq and is a predicted model, not a curated record.
AUGGGUGAUUUGAGGCCAAUAUGUAAUGUCUUGUAUAAGAUUAUCUCUAAAGUAUUGGCUAAUAGGUUGAAAACCGUGCUUCCCCAAAUUAUCUCUGAAAACCAGUCGGCUUUCAUUUUGGGCCGACUAAUCUCAGAUAAUAUUAUGGGGAAUUCGACAAGGGGACUCUUUAUCCCCAUAUUCCUUAUUUGUGCGGAAGGUCUUUCUUCUCUGAUAAAGAGGGCUGAAAGAAGCGGCCACAUUAGAGGGUGUAAGGUUGCUAAUGGUGCGCCAACUACAACUCAUAUGCUUUUUGCCGAUGAUAGCUACGUCUAUUGUCGCGCAACUGAGAAUGAGGCUGACAAUGUACUCCGGUUACUACACAUGUUUGAGAUGGCUUCAGGUCAACAAGUUCAUCGAGCAAAGUCUUCCGUUUUCUUUAGUGCUAACACAUCUUUUGAUCUUCGAGACAGACUUUGUGCAAGGUUGGGAAUGGUUCAUGCUAGUGACAAUAGCUUCUAUUUGGGUCUGCCAUGUAUUUUGGGUAGAAGCAAAAAAGCCAUUCAGAAUUUCCUUCAAGAGAAAAUGGAAAAAAAGACCUUGAGUUGGGAGGGUAGAUUCUUAUCUAAAGCAGGGUGUGAGAUUCUUAUUAAGACCGUUGCACAAGCCAUAUCGUCUUAUGCUAUGUCUGUGUUCCUUUUACCUAUUGAAACAUGCACUUUGCUAGAAAGGUUGAUGUCCAAGUUCUGGUGGGGGAAUUCGUCCCAACAGUCUCGAGGUAUUACUUGGAUGAAAUGGAGCCGUUUGAGUCGGCACAAGAGUAAAGGGGGUCUUGGUUUCCGAAACCUUAGAGAUUACAAUUUGUCUCUACUUGGGAAGCAAGCUUGGCAGUUGUUGCAGAAGACAGAUUCUCUACUCAAAAUUUUCCUUGGUUUGGGGGAUGUUGAGGUGUUGAAUUCUCCUUGGCUGUCUGAUGAUGUAAAACCCUUUGUUACUUCUACUCACCCAGCCCUUGACCAUUGUAAAGUGAGACAGCUAAUGAAUAUAAAUGGAGAGGCUUGGGAUGUAGAUUUGGUGAAUGAUUUAUUUAAUAGCAGAGAUGCUUCCCUUGUCUUGAACACGCCUAUUAAUGUGGGGAAGGGUGACAAUUAUUACUGGAAAUAUGAUCAUUCAGGCUUCUAUAACUCAACAAAGGAAAUUGGAGUGCUGAUAUGGAGGAUGUAG